AUGGGAGUGCCGGACGUGGAGCAGGCCAAGAAGCGACUUCAGGAUAUACUGAGGCGAGCGCAGAAGCUUGAGAUACCGACACAAGAGGUGAUCUCGACGAGAACUGCGCGUAAAUUGCUCGCCAGAACGCGCAAUGUCCUGGCAUGGACUAUCUGGAUCGGAGUGUUCGUGGUCCUGCUCACUGGCGUUGUCUACGCUCGUUGGCCUACACGACAGGACGUGGAGACCGUCAGGACCGUGCUGAGGCGAACAUGUUCAGGUGCAGCUUCAGGCGAUUUUUCGGAACGAGUGGCAGCACUUCUACAAUCGUCCUCGACUCAGGACGACUGCUAG
This is a messenger RNA of Atta colombica, 333 nucleotides long. RefSeq lists its product as uncharacterized. Lineage: Eukaryota; Metazoa; Arthropoda; Insecta; Hymenoptera; Formicidae. Bases 1 to 333 code for a protein of 110 amino acids. The transcript has 2 exons. The record is from RefSeq and is a predicted model, not a curated record.